UUAAAAACGCAUUUUUAUAACAUUUUUAUUCAAAUAAUUUAUAUUUUUAGAGGCUAAAUUCGAAACAACGUAUUAUUUAUCCAUAACUGUGUAGUGUUGAAUCAGUUGUGCUUUUGUUUCGAAAAACAGUGACUACCGGGUUCAGGUUUUACUUGCAACUUUCCAAUACGUCGAUAGUGGAAGAGAAACAAACAAGAAGGCAAUAAAUGAUGUUGGGCUCCUGUUAUGCGCUGAUCGCGGGAUGUUUGGGCAGCGCCGCCUCGCUAUCUGCGAAACUAACUCUUGGCGCCGACUACCUCCUGGAGAUGUGUCAAGUCAGCGCCUUUCCAACACAAAGUGCAUCUUCAGUCUGUCACUGGCUCCACAUCCCGCUGAGGCUGCUUUGUGUGGGCCUGAUGUUUGCGUGCAACGCUGCCAUGUGGACCUUCUUCUCCAAAGCUCUUCACGACUGCUCUUCUUCAGCCAGCGCCACGGUGACCAGCACUGCAGCCAACUUCAUUUCAUCCGCGAUACUGGGGAAGAUGAUAUUCGGGGAAAGUCACACGCUUCAGUGGUGGUUGGGCAUCGCUCUGUCACUUUGUGGGCUGCUGAUGCUUCAUGGGUCCACACCGCAGCCUCACCAUGACACCAAGGACGACUAAAUAAUAUAUAUAUAUUAUAUAAUAUAUAUACAUAUACAC
Molecule: messenger RNA, 680 nt
Organism: Nerophis lumbriciformis (worm pipefish)
Lineage: Eukaryota; Metazoa; Chordata; Actinopteri; Syngnathiformes; Syngnathidae
Product: transmembrane protein 42-like
Source: RefSeq, a predicted model, not a curated record